CCCACUUCUGUCCUAAUCAGCUCGACGAGGCUACGCUUUCAAACUUUUUAAUUUUGACUACAGAAAAUUGACAGCAUCAUUCAUGAUAAUACGCAAAGCUUCAGUUAAGGUUGUUGGUUGUUCUGAUUAUGUGAUGGGUGCCGUUUCUUGCAUGCUUCUUUUCUUUCUCUGUUGUCUAAUACCUGAAGCCAGUGCCCAGCAUCUCUUCCAAACCUGUGAUAACAACAACGGGAACUACACAGCUAAUGGCACCUAUAGCGCCAAUCUCAACACCCUUUUAUCCACUCUUUCUUCCAAAACAGAAAUCAACUAUGGUUUCUACAACUUCUCCCAUGGUCAAAACGCAGACAGAGUCAACGCCAUUGGGCUGUGCAGGGGAGAUGUGGAGCCAAAUCAGUGCCGCAGUUGCCUCAAAGAUGCCGGAGGCAAUAUCACACAGCUUUGUCCAAACCAGAAACAGGCUACUAUAUAUUAUGACAACUGCAUGUUGCGCUACUCAAACGACUCAAUAUUUGGGGUCUUGAAUAGUAACCCCCACUUUUAUAUGUGCAACCGAAAUAAUGCAACAGAAGCGGCUGAGUUCAAUCAAGUGCUCCAAAACUUAUUAAGGGAACUCCAAGGUAAAGCAGCAUCCGGUGACUCCCGUCGUAAGUAUGCUACGGAUAAUGACACAACUACCAAUUUUCAAGCCAUAUAUGGUCUUGUGCAAUGCACCCCUGAUUUGACUCAGACACAGUGCAACGAUUGCUUGGAUGUGGCUAUUUCACAAAUCCCAAUUUACUGCAAAGACAAGAGAGGUGGUAGAGUUGUUGGACCCAGCUGCAAUACUAGAUAUGAAGACUACCGCUUCUAUCGACAGACAACGAUAAUAGACCCAGAGACACCACCACCCACAAUUAACAAUUCCACGGAAGAAAGUAGCAACACAACAACAAUUGUCAUUGCCGUAGUUGUGCCUACUGUUGUUGUUGUUUUGCUCACCUGUCUCUUCAUUUGUUUAAGGAGGAGAAAGGCAAGGAAAAAUCUUGAAGUUAAAAAAGAAGAAAGAGAAGAAGAAGAUGAAGUUGAGGAUGAAAUUAAAAUUGCCGAAUCAUUGCAAUUCAACUUUGAGACAAUACGAGUUGCUACCGAGAACUUCUCUGAUUCUAAUAAACUUGGACAAGGCGGAUUUGGAGCUGUUUACCGGGGUAAACUCUCCAAUGGACAGAUAAUUGCAGUGAAAAGGUUGUCAAGAGAUUCUGGGCAAGGAGAUACGGAAUUUAAGAAUGAAGUGCUUUUAGUGGUGAAGCUUCAGCACCGAAAUUUAGUUAGGCUACUCGGUUUCUGCUUGGAAGGAAGAGAAAGACUACUUGUCUAUGAAUUUGUUCCCAAUAAAAGCCUUGAUUAUUUCAUAUUUGGUACUUUUUAUCACUGCAUAAAUACAAUCCUGUUCUAUCAUUACAAACCUAAUUAUUCAUAGAGUUAAAAACUGUUGGCGGCUAUAUAUGCAGAUCCAGCCAUGAAAGCACAAUUGGAUUGGGAAAAGCGCUACAAAAUCAUUAGAGGUAUUGCUCGAGGUCUUCUCUACCUUCACGAAGAUUCUCAACUACGAAUUAUCCAUCGAGAUCUCAAAGCAAGCAACAUUCUCUUAGAUGAAGAGAUGAAUCCUAAGAUAGCAGAUUUUGGCAUGGCAAGACUGGUUUUAUUGGAUCAAACUCAAGCAAACACAAGUAGAAUUGUUGGAACCUAUGGAUAUAUGGCACCAGAGUAUGCAAUGCAUGGACAGUUUUCGGUGAAAUCAGACGUCUUCAGUUUUGGUGUACUGAUUCUUGAGAUUGUAAGCGGCCAGAAAAACAGUGGAAUCAAUAAUGGGGAGAACAUGGAGGAUCUGCUAAGCUUCGCUUGGAGAAACUGGAAGGAGGGGAAGGCAUUAAAUAUUAUAGAUCCAUCACUCAACAACAAUUCACGGAAUGAAAUGCUUAGAUGCAUCCAUAUCGGUUUACUCUGUGUUCAAGAAAAUUUAAUUGAUAGACCGACCAUGGCUACUAUUAUACUGAUGCUUAACAGCUAUUCUCUGAGUCUUCCUAUUCCAGCAGAACCUGCAUUUUAUAUGAACAGUAGAACUAGAAGCUUUCCAGAAAUGCAGUCAUGGGAGUAUAAUUCAAGGGAAAUAGGAUCAAGUGAACCAAUACUUAAAUCAGCUCAAGAAUCAGAAAAUGAAGCUUCAAUUACUGAGUUAUACCCUCGCUAGAUGUUGUUCUUCAGAGUGGAUCUUUCAUCAUCCAUGUUUCUUCUCUUAAACCAAAAUACAAAGCCUUGUAGAAUGCAAAAUCUGGUUCAAAUACAUUGUUUGCCUAACCUAGGCCUGAAACCUGUGAGACCAUCAUAUUUGCUUAUUAAUAAUUUUUGUUGUGUUCUAAUUAAUUUAUAUCUUUAACUA
Vigna radiata var. radiata (mung bean) is the source of this 2419-nucleotide messenger RNA. Its product is annotated as cysteine-rich receptor-like protein kinase 10. Lineage: Eukaryota; Viridiplantae; Streptophyta; Magnoliopsida; Fabales; Fabaceae. The transcript has 7 exons. Gene Ontology annotation, biological process: protein phosphorylation. The record is from RefSeq and is a predicted model, not a curated record. Gene Ontology annotation, molecular function: ATP binding; protein kinase activity.